Molecule: messenger RNA, 3321 nt
Organism: Scophthalmus maximus (turbot)
Lineage: Eukaryota; Metazoa; Chordata; Actinopteri; Pleuronectiformes; Scophthalmidae
Gene: faf1
Product: Fas (TNFRSF6) associated factor 1
Exons: 19
Coding region: 274-2307 (677 amino acids)
Cellular component (GO): nucleus; endoplasmic reticulum
Molecular function (GO): NF-kappaB binding; ubiquitin binding
Source: RefSeq, a predicted model, not a curated record
GCUUUACGACAGCCGUAAAGCGAUGGACUCGCUGACAAUAAUGAUAUGAGAUAACUGAACAGUGUAGCGCUGCUCCACAGAUUCUUGUCCAUCUGACGCCGGGAGACCCCGACAAAGUUGAAUACCUCCGAUUCGCCAUCAUCUCAGCCGUCGCCACGUCUGAGCAAAGAGUUGUUUUUUUUUUUUUUUUUACUGAAAGCCAGUGUCCCUUUGUGCGGCGAGGCGAGCGACGAGAGCCAGUGGAAGAAGAAUCGCUUUUAGCCAGUCAUUGCCAUGGCCUCCGAAAGUAGCGAUAGCAACAUGGACAGAGAGAUGAUUCUGGCCGACUUUCAGGCAUGCACAGGAAUUGACAACAUUGCAGAGGCAAUCACCCUGUUGGAGCUUAAUAACUGGGAUUUAGUGGCAGCCAUCAAUGGAGUGAUACCACAGGAGAAUGGGAUCUUACAAAGUAGUUUUUCCAGCGAGGCGAGCCAGGCCAGCAUGUACGGACCUCCCAGCCAAUCAGAGGCAGCCGAUGCGGCAGCAGGAGGUGCAGCUCCUCCUGCAUCCUCCUCAUCUUCGUCCUCAUCUCCCCCUUCGUCCUCGACUUCAGCAUUUUGCCCUUUCAACUCCUCAACUUCCUCCUCCCGACACAUUGUAGAGCGUCAGCCCCGGAUGCUCAACUUCAGGGUUGAGUACCGGCAGCGCACCGUAGAGCUGGUACUGGAGGAAGGCAGCGCAGUCGGAGAAAUCAAACAAAUCCUCGAGACAGAGCUUGGGGUCCCAGUGUCCAAAAUGCAGCUGAAGGGAUGGAAGAGUGGAGAUGUGUCUGAUAGUACGGUGAUGAGAAGUUUACACCUGCCCAAGAACAACAGCCUGUAUGUCCUCACCCCAGACAUCGCCCCUACUGCCAGCACCAGCAAAAACAGUGCUCUCCAAGACUCGUUAAACCAGAACUUCCUGCUGGUCAUCAGCCACCGCGAGGCCCAGAGGGACUACAGCCUCAACUUCCCCGGCUCCAGAACCAUACAAGAAGUGAAGAGGAAUAUUUCAGACUUGACCAACAUCCCAGUCCGGCAUCAACAGUGGGAGGGAUGGCCUGCGUCAGCAUCUGAUGACUCUAUGACGCUAGCUGCCUCUGGAAUCAGCUAUCCUUGCCAUCACCUCAGUGUUUGUCGGAGGUCCUCCACAGCUAAUGCCCAGGAGCCCACAGAAGAGUGUGCAGAUGUCCAUAUGAUCAGCGACAGUGAGGGGGAUGAUUUUGAAGAUGCGUCGGAGUUCGGUGUGGACGAUUCAGAGAUGUUUGGAAUGGGCUCUUCAACCUGUCGGAAAUCACCCAUGAUGCCAGAGAAUAGUGAGAAUGAAGCUGAUGCCUUACUGCACUUUACUGCCGAAUUUUCCUCAAGGUAUGGAGAGACCCACCCAAUGUUCUUCAUUGGUACUUUGGAAGCAGCGUCUCAAGAGGCCUUCUACGGCAAAGCCAGAGAUAGAAAGCUACUGGCCAUCUACCUCCACAAUGACGACAGUGUCCUCAGCAACGUCUUCUGCUCCCAAAUGAUGUGUGCUGACUCCAUUGUCUCGUACCUGAGCCAGAACUUCAUCACAUGGGCGUGGGACGUCACUAAAGAAGCUAACAAAGCAAGACUACUCACCAUGUGUACAAGGCACUUUGGAAGUGUGGUGACACAAACUAUACGGACAUACAAGACAGACCAGUUCCCCCUGCUCCUUAUAGUAAUGGGCAAACGCACAUCAAACGAAGUUCUAAAUGUUAUUCAAGGCAAUACGACAGUGGACGAGCUGAUGAUGAGGUUAAUGGGAGCCAUGGAGAUCUUUACAGCACAACAACAAGAGGACAUCAAAGAUGAGGAUGAGCGUGAGGCAAGAGAGACAGUGAAGAGAGAACAGGACGAGGCCUACCGCCUGUCUUUAGAGGCUGACCGUAAGAAGAGAGAAGCCCAAGAGAAAGAAGAGGCCGAGCAGGUUCGCCUGGAACAGAUGAGAAAGGAGCAGGAGGAGGAAAAGGAGGCAAUCCGCUUGUCAUUGGAGCAGGCCCUACCGCCAGAGCCCGCCGAGGAGGCUGGAGAGCAAAUCAGCAAACUGCGAAUCCGCACACCAAGUGGAGAGUUCCUGGAAAGGCGUUUCCUGGGCAGCUGCAAGCUCCAGGUCCUCUUCGACUUUGUGGCCUCCAAGGGAUACCCCUUCGAAGGGUUCAAGCUCCUCACCACCUUCCCUCGAAGAAAUAUCACCCAGUUGGAUCCAGAAUCGAAUCUGCUGGAGGCCAAGUUGUUUCCACAGGAGACGCUCUUCCUGGAGGCUAAAGAAUAGGAACUGUCCCUCUGAUCACUGAGAGGACCGACUCAUUGACUGACUGAUGAACUGGCUGGACACACAGUAGUCACCGAGCAUGCCCUCCCCUCCCCUCCCCCGGUCUGGGCCUACAGUACACACACCUACACUUACACACACACGCACACACACAAAUACACAGUCAUCUCAUACAUAAAUACACUGGACAUCAUGCACGUCCAGUGACACACAAGUGCAAGUAAGCCUCUCUGCCCUCGGCCUGGUCGUGAUACAUGAACGACUCGUGUAUACGUGUUGCACAGAGGAGCGAAGACAGUAUCACAAGCACACAGCCAAAUAUUCACCAUACCCCCCCACCCCCCCUUUCUCUCAACUCCUUUCACACACUUCACAAAUUCAUGUUCCCAACUGCUGUCAUGGUUUUCUCUCACAACACAAACACAAGUACAAUAACAACGUUGACAAACUGAGUAGACAAAAUCUUUGUCACAGUAAAAGAAAAAAAAGAAAAACUUGGACUUGGCCCCCCCUCGUUUUACACAUUCAACGCACCAAGGCUGCUUUUUUUUAGAACAUGUUUUUUGUGUUUGAAAUAAAAAAAUAUAUGAUAAAAAAAAUUAUGUAUGAAAAAAAAGGAAAUCAAAUAAACAGCAAGAAGAGAUGUUGCCUUGCAGAAAUCUGGGCUGCCUCAUCUCCACCUGUAUUUACCCCCUUCUCCUUCCCCAAUGCCACUUCCCACCCCCGCCUCUUCCCCAUGCCCUUGUCCCACCCUACUCCCCUGCACCCCCUCCACACAAUGUCUCCCGCCGGGAAUGGGAUGUGAUGGGACACUCACGGCAUCUGCUAUGGCCCCUCAGUCUCCACUCCCCCUGGUUUUAACAUCCACUGCUCCACAAGCCAACGGAUUGCUCAGUUUUCAGUUUUUUUUCUUUUCUUUUUUCUUUUUUUUCCCUCUUGAUCCUUUUUAAGUUUGAUGCUGUAUUAGUUUUAGUUUGAUAUACAUUAUAUAAAAUAUAUGAAUAUGAACAUCAA